This is a messenger RNA of Cucurbita pepo subsp. pepo (vegetable marrow), 2273 nucleotides long. RefSeq names its product disease resistance protein RGA2-like. The record is from RefSeq and is a predicted model, not a curated record. Lineage: Eukaryota; Viridiplantae; Streptophyta; Magnoliopsida; Cucurbitales; Cucurbitaceae. Gene Ontology annotation, molecular function: ADP binding.
AAAGAGGUACGUCAAGUUUUCUCUUUUGCCUCGUCAAAUUGCAUUUCGAUUUAAAAUGGGUCACAAAAUUAGAGACAUUAGAGAGAAAUUGAAAGCUAUUGAUGCUGAUAAGAAUCAAUUCUAUUUCUCUGAGCAUGUGAUAAUUACUCGAGAUGAUGAGCUGAGAAAGAGUCGAGAGACUAUCUCUUUUAUAUGUGAUGAUGAAGUGGUCGGUAGAGAUCCCGACAAGAAAGCAAUUAUAGAUCUUCUCCUAAAUACAGAUCUUAAUACCAAGGAGAACAUUGGGAUGAUUGCUAUAGUUGGAAUGGGAGGAUUAGGAAAAACAACACUUGCUCAAACUGUCUACAAUAAUGAAAACAUAACGAAACAUUUUGAUUUGAAACUAUGGGUGUGUGUUUCUGAAGACUUUGAUAUAAAGGUUAUUGUUGAAAAGAUUAUAGAGUUUGCAACAAGAAAGAAACCUGAGAUUCUUCAAAUGGAUUCGUUGCAAAGUGAUCUUCGAACUCAUAUUAAUGGGAAAAAGUACUUGCUCAUUAUGGAUGAUGUGUGGAAUGAAGAUUACGAGAAAUGGGUUAAUCUCAAAAGAUUAUUGACGGGUGGUGCGUCAGGCAGUAGAGUUUUGAUCACAACGCGUCAUCGACGAGUUGCAGAGACUUUUGACACGACUUCAUGUUAUGAUUUAGGAGAAUUGGAUGAUAAAAGUGCUUGGCUAUUGUUCAAAAAAAUGGCUUUAGGAAGCGAGGAACCAGGAAAAGAACUUGAAAAUUCAAAUCUAGUCGAUAUUGGCAAGGAGAUUGUGGUAAAGUUCAAAGGCCUUCCUCUUGCAAUAAGAACGAUAGGACGUCUUUUAUAUGCCAAAAAGCCAGAGUAUCAUCUUUGGUUGACUUUCAAGGAUAAAGAGCUUUCUCGAGUUUUGGAGCAAAGAGAAGAGACACAAUUCAUACUAUCAAUACUGGAGCUUAGUUAUCACCAUCUACCGUCUAGUUUGAAGCAAUGUUUUUUAUAUUGUACUUUAUUUCCCAAAGAUUAUAAUAUUCGAAAGGAUGAAGUGAUAAAGCAGUGGGUGACACAAAGUUUCGUUCAAUCAGUUGGCAUAAUUGAGCCAUAUGACAUUGGUGAAGAUUAUUUCAUGGAAUUAUUAUCAAGGUCAUUCUUUCAAGACGUCACAAGAAAUGAAAUGGGUGACAUAAUAAAGUUUAAGAUUCACGACUUGAUGAAUGAUCUUGCUUGUUCCAUAGUGAAGAAAGAAUAUGUUUCUAUGGAUGUGAAUGAUAAGGUCGUCACGGGAAGAACGAGACACAUCUCAAUUUACCAUAACUUCGGUAUAAAGUUGGAGAACUUGAAAUUAUUAUAUGAGGCAAAAAAUUUGCAGACAUUAAUUAUUGAUGCUCCCACUAAGGAUGCCCAAAAAGUCCUUAACCUAAUUCCUACUAAGUUUUUGCGAUUAAGGACGUUGAGUUUUGAUUCCAGCAUUUUUAGUACUUUUCAAGUAUUGCCCAAAUCUAUUGGCAAGUUGAAACAUUUAAGAUAUCUGAAUAUUUGUCUAUAUGAACUUCAGUUCCUUCCGAAUUCAAUAACUAAAUUGUAUAAUUUGGAAACACUUAUCCUUGAUUGGUGUGAACAUUUACAAGAGUUGCCGAGAGAUGCAAAAAAUUGGAUGAAGUUAAGGUAUCUAAGCCUUACUGGAAAUACAGAGAUAAAAUUCCUUCCGGAUUCAAUUGCUUCGUUGCAAAAUUUGGAAACACUUAUCCUUCAAGAUUGUUCUCUAUUAAGAGAAUUGCCUAAAGAUAUUAAAAAAUGUGUUAACCUUAAGCAUCUUGAUUUACGUGGUUGCAAUGCGUUGACUCAUUUACCUAAAGGACUAGGUGAGCUUACUAAUCUUCAAACAAUGAACUUGUUUAUAUUAAAUAAAGAUGUUGGUUGCGAGAUUUAAGCGAGUUGAACAGAUUGAGUAAGUUGAGGGGAUCAUUAACUAUUAAAGGUUUGGAAGUUUGUACAACGGAAGAUUUGGAAAAUAGUUAUUUUAACUUACGACUGAAGUUGGGUUUUCAAGAGUUAAAGUUUGUUUGGAACUAUUCCAAAGAUGAGCAUAUGAACAUUGUCUUGGACAAUGAAUGUAAAGGGGAUUUAAAUUGCUUACAACCACAUUCAAACGUUCGAAAGAUAGAUAUAUGCAGAUAUCCAGAAGUCAUGCUAUGUGAUUGGUUAUCAUCUAAUACCCUUCUACACUUGGUCAGCAUAAAACUUUGAGAUUGCUUCCAAUUGCAGGUUCU